AGGUGGCUGGUGAGGCGUAUGUUCCACAACCAUACGCUCCUCAGGAUGAGGUACAACCACAAAUUUAUGCUGAGGAGUUCAUUUCCCUCAACGACCAAGGUAUCCUAUACAAUUUUGAGGACCAUGCGGCCAUUAAUCAGACAGUACAUCUCUGCUCUGACAACAUCGACAAUAUUGUGGCCCGAGGGUAUUUGUACGAGCAUGUGGGUACGAUCAAAGUUCACUGCCAGGAUUACGAUGAUUCACAUGCUCGGAUCAUGGUUACGGAAAUCCUGCAAGAGGACGCUGAAAUCCCAGUCCCAAUUGAAGAGUGCAGAUAUGUUAGGGACGUGUACCAGAUGUUCCUUCCUUGGCCUAAACACUUAAUUUUAACAACCGAGGUAACUUCUCAACUGAAAUUAAUUAUUAAUGAUUAGUGGAGUUUGAAUAUCUUCAAUAUUCAUCCGUAGUGAAGUAGGUUCUGCGAAUAUAUGUGCUGCGGUGGGAUGGAUGAACAAACUACUGUUAUAUAUGUGUUAUUUGUCGUUAUACAGCCAUGUUCAAAAUUUUUGGGGUCAUUCAAUUACAACCGUUAUGCUGCCGAAAUUUUGGUAGAAUUUAGAUAAAAUUUGAUAUAUAUAUAUAUAUUAUGUUCUGUUUUGUUUAGGGUCCACUCGCUCAACCGCCCUCAAGACGUGAUGCGUCAAAGGGGAAAGCUCCGAUGCUUUCUCCACAAGGCCGUGGUGCACGGGAAGAUGACUUGUUCACGGAAGAGAAGAUGGCGUUGAUCCCUAAUUCGCUAAAAUGGAUGAUUCAUGAAUUCCUAAGGCUCAAAGAUAAACGUGAUAUAAUCACAAUUCCUGUCCCCCGAGCAUUUAUUGCACCGCGUACCCAGAUCACGUUAUCUGGAGAGGAUUUGCAGCAGGUUGCUACGUGUGACUACAUCGGCAACCAGGGAAUGCUGUUUGGAAUGAUGCACAUAUGGGAGAGCAUCAACGGUCUGAGAAAAAUUUUCAAGUUUUACGACCCAGAGCUUCUCACAGUGCAUGGGAUCAACGAUGAAGAACAGAGUCAGUCUUUUGACAAUGCGGCAAGACGAUUGGCUAAUUGGUUAUCAUUAAUGAACAACAACCACCAAAUGUUCUUUAUUCCUUGGAAUAUCGGGUAAACUUUAUUAAAUUCUUUAGUGCUAAUUGUUCAUUUCUAUAUUAUGUCUUCAAAUUAUUUUUAUACUAUCUUACUUAUAUUCCAAUAUAAUUUUCUAGGAUGCAUUGGACGCUAGUGGUGGUUGCGCCAAGGAAAAUUAUCCAUUUAAACCCUGUAAAAGGCCGCCCAAUUCCCGAAGAAAUAGAACAAAUGAUCGGAAGGUAAUAAUUUAAUGACUUCUUAUGUAACGAAUUUAAAUUAACUAACGAAUUGACACUACAACAAUAUACACUUUAAGUGACUCCAUUUCAUGUCUUACACAUUAAGGGAAAGACAUUAAAAAUAAAAGAGAGCUUUUGAUGACUUAUGGUAGGGGAUACUAAAAAUUUUCAUUUAUAGCUAUUAUGGGAAGACAUUAAAAAUGAUAGGAGACACCUAAAAUAUAUUAUUGAAAAUAAAAAAAAAAUUAAAAGUUUA
Molecule: messenger RNA, 1602 nt
Organism: Cannabis sativa
Lineage: Eukaryota; Viridiplantae; Streptophyta; Magnoliopsida; Rosales; Cannabaceae
Exons: 2
Coding region: 701-1147 (148 amino acids)
Source: RefSeq, a predicted model, not a curated record